This is a messenger RNA of Entrophospora sp. SA101, 462 nucleotides long. NCBI's taxonomy places the organism in Eukaryota, Fungi, Glomeromycota, Glomeromycetes, Entrophosporales, Entrophosporaceae. The record is from the annotation of a GenBank genome assembly.
AUGAUUAAAAAAUAUGGCAAAAUUGGAAAAUACAGUUCAUUCUAUAAUAAUAACACUGGUACUGGAACUUAUGAUCCAUCCUUUAAUCGAACGUGGGGCCGAUUUCGUCGUGAUAUUGACAAGGUAUUUGAUGACUUUUUUGGUGGUGGCGGCAUUGGAGGAAGAGAUCGUGAGGGUUAUGGAGGUGCUGGUAUCGUAGGAUCUCCAAUAACAUGGGCAGUUGGUGUUUGUGCUUUUGAUUUUACGCCUGCAGUUGAUGUUAAAGAUACAGAAAAUAAAGUCAUAGUUCACGAACGUCAUUAUGGUUAUUUUAUGCGUUCUUUACCGCUUCCCACCAACGUUGAUCGUGAUAAAGUUGAUGCACGUUUAGAUUUGGGUGUGCUCGGAAUUAGGUUAUUAUUAUUCAUUAUUAGCUUCCAAGAACUGAAGGGUGUCACAGUCAAGCGUAUUACUGUUCAAUAA